This is a messenger RNA of Zootermopsis nevadensis, 3121 nucleotides long. RefSeq names its product deoxynucleoside kinase. Gene Ontology annotation, cellular component: mitochondrion; cytoplasm. Gene Ontology annotation, biological process: nucleobase-containing compound metabolic process. The record is from RefSeq and is a predicted model, not a curated record. Gene Ontology annotation, molecular function: ATP binding; deoxynucleoside kinase activity. Lineage: Eukaryota; Metazoa; Arthropoda; Insecta; Blattodea; Termopsidae.
UGUGAUGUUGCAAUGUUCGACAAAUUUUGAAAUUGACAAAGGAGUCAUUACACGUAAAUUGUUAAUGUUUCAGGCGUGUUCCAGAUUGUCUAAGAUUGUAUUACAGACACCUUGGUACGAAUUUGGACCAGGUUACUUGUGAGAUCCUAGCGCGGAUUGAAGAACAAAGUGAUCCGUACUAUGUGCUCAUCUCCACGCUUUUCUUAGCUUUCAAAAACAUUGUCAUUCUUAUCUGUGGUCCAUAAUUUGUAUAUUUGUAAUAAUGGUUGACACUUGUUGCAAUUGGCAGAAUCCAUGUCAAUGUUAUAGUAGUUUUUGAGAUUGCCUGAGGUUAUGUUUGAGACGCCUUAGUAUGAAUUUGCUGAGCUUCAUGCAUGAUGGGACCAGCUUACUUGCAAGUUUUCCUAGUGCAGAGAGAAGGACAAUGUGAAAACUGCACACACAUCUCCACACUUCUAUCUUUCAAAAACAUUGCCUUGAGGAUGGAGGCAGCAAGCACCUCUGAAACAUAGGUAUAAACGUCUACCAGACUACACUUUGCAACAACCUAGAAGACAGCAUCUACAACUUGCUGCUGUAAGAAAACUGCAUUUUCUGUUGAAUAAUAGAGCAAGGCGAAUCGUCAAGAAGACCUGAUAAAGUGAUCUACAUCAAGGAAGCAGAUUAUUAGAAGGGGAUUUGAGUUUUAAAAUGCUGAAACACAAAAUAAGUGUUCACAUGUUCCUAUAUAGAAAGGAACAGGUGUGAACCAAGCCAUCAUUAUGGGGUUUGGAAAAUGAGUAAAGAAAGGCCACAUGGCCCAUAAAGAACAUUGGCAAGAAAAGUUGCAUCAGUACACACCAACUUCAUGGAGUCACAAGUUCUGCAAGAUACAGUCAAGCCUUUCCGAGUAUCAAUAGAAGGAAACAUUGGUGCAGGGAAGAGCGAAAUGAUCAAACAUUUCUCAGGCUUUACUGAUGUAAAUGCUCACAUGGAACCAGUUUCUGAGUGGUGCAAUGUGCAAGGACACAAUCUGCUGGAACUCCUGUACAAGAACCUCAACAGACAUAACUUCAUGUUCCAGAAUUAUGUCCAGCUGACUCGACUCAAGACACAGAUGCAUCAGACAAACAAAAGAGUCCACAUGUUUGAGCGAUCUCUCCAAAGUAACAGAUUCUGCUUUGUGGAGAUGGCUCACAAUUGCGGUCAGCUAUUAGGUGCAGAGUAUGUUGUCCUCUGCAAGUGGUAUGAAUGGAUGCAACAGAAUUUUGACAUCCAGCUUGACUUAAUAGUGUAUCUUCGCGGUAGUCCAGAAUUAUGUUAUGAAAGGGUCCAGAGGCGCAAACGCCCAGAAGAAAGUUCUGUAUCUCUUGGCUAUAUGCAGAAACUGCACGAAAGUUACGAGCAUUGGCUACUCCAAACUAAACCUACUGCACCUGUAUUGGUGAUUGACGUAAACAAGGAAAUGGAUCGAGUGAAGCAAGAUUAUAUCAGAUACCAGAGCUACAUCCUGGGACACACAAAGUUGAAUUCUGAUACCGUCAAAUGGGGGCCAUUUGAGGAAAGUAUAAUAGUGUGAGCAGUGAUUUUGAAACUUUUCUAAGAAUUUUUUUACAAGUAAUACUCAUGAUAUUCACAAAAAUAAAUACAGCAAAUAUAAUAAGAGAUUUUUGUUUGAAAACUUAAAUAGUGUUUCUACUGUAACAAUCAUAUAUAUAAAUAGAAAACUUGGAAAAUGCUUUGGGUGUUGCUGUUCUGUUUCUUACAAGAUGAGAACCAAACUCUCAUCAAAAGGCUCAAAAUAAAUUUAUACAAGGGUCAUAUUUAUUAUUAAACCAUGGCUAGCAUUUUUCCUCUGCACCAAACAAACAAUGCUUAUCUACUUCUGAAGGCACCGUCAACUCAAUUCACAGCCUCACCGGUGAAAUACACAAAUAAGAGAACUUAAAGUACAACAAUUAAAUUAAAUAUUAUGUUCAACAAAGGAUCUUUAUGAUACCUUUUGUAAAUCAUACAUAGAAAACACUAUAUUAUAUAUUAUAAUAGAGUAAAAGAACUCUCAUACAGUGGAUAUGAAAAUGACACAUUUAUGAGUGAGUAGAUAUUGGUCAACAUUAGUGCUCAUUUAAAAGCAGGAUGCAUUGCAAUUGAUUCUUCAGUGUGGCAUGUCAAAAAGCUCAAUUUACACUAAAAGAAAACUGUGAAAGCUACAACACUAGACCCAUCACAGGUCAGUUACACCCAUAAAGGGGGAUGGAAAGGGGACUCUGAAGUUUUCCAUUCUGAUGCCAGAAUUUCUGCCAUUUUCAUCAUAAGAUUUGUCAUGUCUGUCUGUGAUUACCACAUCAGUUCUUCUCAUUUUAUUCCAAAUUUAUAGAUUUCAUAGAUAUUAAGGCCAAAAACAUGUAUUAUAUUCCUGUCUGGUGCUAUCCUAUGACUGCUGUGGACAGUCUGAACAGUUCAUAAAUACGCAUGAACAUCAUCAACUAUUUCUGAAAAUAUACAUCAGUCAUUAAAAGAAGUAAUUUGUGAAGUUCUGUGAAUGCACUAAACAAAAUAUUUUGGAUUUCUUUGAUUAUUUGUGUCUUCUCCCCAUUAUCAGCCCAGAUAAUUGGGAGUUAACUAUAGUCUGAUGACAGAAGAGACAGAACUUUAACACUUACACAUAUGCAUACUUGGAAAGAAAUGACACGACUUCUAGAUACCAGGGCCUCAUCAUAAAGCUCUAAGUCCCCUCCAAUAACAAUCAUUCUCAGUAUCACCCUAUCAAUUGGAGUAAUGAAAUCCAUCCAAAUUGAAAAGUGGAUUCUACAUUCUUGUCUAGAUGGACAAAGUUUAGGAAGGUCAUCACAUGCCAUACCUGAAGGUAUUAGAUACACAAUUUUUAAUAAAAUUUUAUUCAAAUUAUGCAGGCAAGUCCUAUAACAGAACACAAGGAUAAGAUUCAUAUGACAUUAAGAACAGUGGCAAAAAUGCCUGUUAUCAUAAACACCCAAAGCAUUAAAAAUGUAAUUUGACAUUAGUCUCCAAGCCUGCAAUGAAAGUCUUGGUAUGACAGCAAUUUUUGUAACAGUUCUGUAUAAUAAUUGUAUUAGUUACUACAUCUCCUACAAACUCUUUAAAUAAAAUAGUUUAAACAAUU